AUGACAUCGUUGAUAAUACCACGGAUGAAGAAAACCAUCAGCGAUAUUAUGGACGACGAAUUAUAUGAGGUACCUGAGAGCCCAAUACAGGCUCAAGGGGGCCGGAGCGACUCGCCAAAGCCGUAUCUUAAAAGAACAGUUUCCAACGCUGGAAAUAAUGGAAAUAGCAUUGCAGGAAGCCAAAUGUAUGGCAAUAUGAACGGUAGCGGUAAUAACUUGUCGAGUUUGCUUAAUAUCCCUGAUACAUUCAUCGAUCAAUACAACAGGUUGAAUAGCACCGCUAAUAACGGGGCUGGGACCGGAAAUGGAGUGGGAGCUGGCGGCGGUGAAGAUUACACCAUGGCUCCACAAGCAUAUAACGAUGAGUGGUACGGGGGAGGAAACGACGUGAAUCCGUUCACAGACUACGGAAACCCGGACUCGUUGAGCACACAGCAACAGAUGCAUUCAUUUAUCCAACCACAGGAUAUCACUCGCAGGAGAAGGAUUACCACGUUGGAUGACGAGACUAUGCCUCACCAGAAGCCACUCAAGGACGAAGACCAGUUCUUGUACAACCCUGAUAUCCAGCCAUCGCAGCUUAUCACCAACAAGAAUUUCUUGAACGAAGACUACUUGUAUUCGGACUCGUUGUUCAUUCCGAACCAGGCGGACGGAGCAGCCAACGGUAUAUCAAUGGGCGAUUACGAAAACAAUUUUAUGGAUGGCUUUGACGAAGAAGUCGAAGAAGAGCUUUCCGAUGAUGAUGAUGACAACUACUUUUAUGAUGAUUUUGAUGACUCGACCAACCAUACCCACAACGAGUAUUUUGACGCCAAUACCUCUGCGUCCACACCUAAGAACGACAUGAUGGGUGGAUACAUUGAUGACUUUGGCGUGAAUAGCAUGCCAGAACGUGAUGACGAUGAUAUGAUGAUUGACGAUGUUAAUAUGGGACCCUCUUCUGAUCAUAUUAUAGAACAGUUAGAGGACAAUAAACCGUUACAUAAUUCAGUUGAAUCUUCUGUCGAGCCAUACAAUGAGCUGUAUAGUGAAACAACGGGAGACUCGUCUAAUGAUAGUACGGCUGAACCAUAUACCGAUCCAUCAUCUCCAUCAGAACACCAUGAUUUUAAACAUGAUAUGCAUAAAACAGCGGCCGAGAUAUCCGCGAAUAACCCGAACCAUCAAUGUGAUUUAAUCAAUCCUUCGACAGGCCAACCCUGUAAUAAGCAAUUCUCAAGGCCAUACGAUUUAAUAAGGCAUCAAGAAACUAUUCAUGCUACAAAGAAGAAGAUUUUCAGAUGUGUGAUCUGUGAGGGUAGGCUACACGGUGGAGCAGGUAAUGGUAAACUGAAGACAUUUUCAAGAGGUGAUGCAUUAUCUAGACAUAUUAAAGUUAAGCAUGGCCUAGUCGGCAAAGAUGCUCUAGAUUUAAUUAAUGAAGCCAAGGAAAAUGUCGAAUAUAUUUAUGUUUAA
Messenger RNA from Debaryomyces tyrocola, 1458 nucleotides. NCBI's taxonomy places the organism in Eukaryota, Fungi, Ascomycota, Pichiomycetes, Serinales, Debaryomycetaceae. The record is from the annotation of a GenBank genome assembly.